UGUCAAAGUCAAAUAAUCAUAAUAAACAAUGAGCACAACUUUAUUUUUGUAGAAAUAGAAAUACAAAAAUAUCGUGUACAAUGGAGAAUACGUGUCAUUCUGGUGCUAUUUCUCAAACCGAGGUGACAGUAAACAAGCCAGUGAAAGUUAUACAUUGUAGAGAUGGAGUGGUAGAGGAAAUCGAAGAAGAUAAUGUUGAGGAACUACAAAGUGCGCCGAAAUCUGAAGAAACUAUAGAUCCAAAAUCUUUGUCGUGGGGACCAUGGUUUGCUCACUAUGCUUGGAGGUCAGGAACCAAAGCACUAAAUGCUGUUGACUAUGCAGGAGAAUCUUUGGCCAAUUUCUUUGGGAUCACAACCCCUAAAUAUCAAAUAGAAAUAGAUGAACAUGAAAGGUUACAAGAAGAAAAGAGAAAAAUGGAAGAGGAGUCAGCAGGAUGGGUUCCAAAGAAUGGUGGUGGGGACAUACCAUUAGUAAUGAAUGAACCUGUAAAAGAUCCAAAUAACCCUACAAAUGUGUAACUCUUUACGAAUUUGACAUGACAGAAAAAGCUAUUUAUUUAUGUUUUUAAAGACUAAAAACUACUUACUACUUUGUAUUUUAAUUAAUAAGGAAAAAAUAUGCUUUUAUUUAUAGUAGAAUUUAGUAGUGAGUAUUAAACACAAUUUAUUUUUGUUGUA
Messenger RNA from Pectinophora gossypiella (pink bollworm), 680 nucleotides. RefSeq names its product protein FAM177A1-like. The record is from RefSeq and is a predicted model, not a curated record. The transcript is spliced from 2 exons. Bases 81 to 521 code for a protein of 146 amino acids. NCBI's taxonomy places the organism in Eukaryota, Metazoa, Arthropoda, Insecta, Lepidoptera, Gelechiidae.